This is a messenger RNA of Gracilinanus agilis (Agile Gracile Mouse Opossum), 414 nucleotides long. It is a transcript of the gene GNG8, whose product is annotated as G protein subunit gamma 8. Bases 166 to 378 code for a protein of 70 amino acids. Gene Ontology annotation, molecular function: G-protein beta-subunit binding. Gene Ontology annotation, cellular component: heterotrimeric G-protein complex. Gene Ontology annotation, biological process: G protein-coupled receptor signaling pathway. NCBI's taxonomy places the organism in Eukaryota, Metazoa, Chordata, Mammalia, Didelphimorphia, Didelphidae. The record is from RefSeq and is a predicted model, not a curated record. The transcript has 3 exons.
AGUGGUUUCUCCGGCUCAGGUUCCUACAGCCGUCUGGGCCCCUCUGAGCCUCGGGGAGCAUUUGCCAGCGAAAGGCCCAAGUCUCUGGCCCCUCUGUUCCCUAUCCCUUUGUCCCAGCGUCUCUAGGGCAUCUGUAGGAGCAUUAACCCCUUCCUCACCACAACAAUGUCCAACAACAUGGCCAAGAUUGCUGAGGCCCGAAAGACAGUGGAGCAGCUGAAGUUGGAGGUCAACAUUGAACGCAUGAAGGUGUCCAAGGCUGCGGCCGAGCUACUGGCCUUCUGCGAGGCGCAUGUGAAGGAGGACCCACUGGUGACUCCAGUGCCCGCGGCCGAGAACCCCUUCCGUGAGAAAAGACUUUUCUGCGUGCUGCUCUGAGCUUCCCAGCCCCUUAAGAAAAAUAUCUAAAUAAAG